AUGGAGCAGCCUGAGCUGCAGGGGCCCCAGGGGCCCCCAGAAGAUGAAGCUCGGGGGCCCCCAGAGGCCCCAGAGGCCCCAGCGGGCCCUCACGGUGCCCCUUACAGGGUACAAGGGCCCCCUAAGGAGGUGACACCACCUCAGCGGGAGGGGCCCCCAAGACAACACAGGCUGCAGCAGCUUAAGUUGCUAACGAGGGCCCACAGGGUUCCAGGUGAUACCCAGAAAGAUCAGAGGCCCUUGGGGGCCCCUGUGGGGGCCCCUAUGGGGCCCCCAAGGCUGCCUGUAAGGACAACAAGGAGCCAGAGUCUAAGGGUACAGCGGAUAGCUGCUAUGCUGAUGGGGCAGAAGGAGGACUCCAUGGGGCCCCUCAAUAAAUUAAAGAAUGAGAUAAAAAGGGGUAUACAUCCAAGGGGGCCCCCUAGGCCCCCUCGGGGGCCCCUAGGUUCUCAAGGAGGAGUUACAGAGGCUGGAAAAGGGGACCCCGAUGCGAGUGUUGGGGAGGGGCCCCCCAGGGGCCCCCCUCCAGGGGGCCCUGCAGGGGGGCCCCCAAGGGGGCCCCGUUCUUCUUUGUCUACUAAUAAAAACAAAGAAGAAAAAAAUAAUAAAAAAGAAAAAAGACAUUUUGGUGUUUUUAAUAAACAUAAAAACUUUGGCGUUGUACCCAAAUACGUUAAAGCGAUUCGUGCUGCUGCUGCUGCUGCUGCAGCAGCAGGGGAAGCAGCAAAACAGGAUUCUGCAGCAGCAGCAGCAGAUGUGUGUCUCCUUCCUGAGGAGGAGAGACAAAGAUUGUUAUCAAUUCUUCAUCAACAAAAGGAAAAGGCAGAGACAAGAAGGAUCUAA
Messenger RNA from Eimeria maxima, 843 nucleotides. RefSeq lists its product as hypothetical. The transcript has 3 exons. The record is from RefSeq and is a predicted model, not a curated record. Lineage: Eukaryota; Apicomplexa; Conoidasida; Eucoccidiorida; Eimeriidae. Bases 1 to 843 code for a protein of 280 amino acids.